AUGUCAACGCCUACAUGUCCAAAGUGCGGAAAAGUAUUCACCAAGGACUCCAGCGUCACUCGCCACCUAAGUCAGCCUCGGACAUCUUGUCACAGUUCUGUUCGUGACAUUGUCGACAUCUUGGAAUUCACGGAUGUAUUUCCGCCGCAACGAUCCCUCAAUCCACCUCAGAAUUUGAAUGGUAUGGGUCAGAGAUUCGACGUCGGGGAUGACUCGCAAUUCGAUCUUCAGGUCGGGGAUACCAACUCAGACGAAGACCUUUUCGAUCCGGGGGGAAGCUCACACCCAAGUAAUGAAGACUGGUAUGAGGGUGCAGCCAAGUGCUAUUCUCGGGACGGCAUCACAUUUCUAGAUCUUUUCGACGCCGACGAGCAUGCAGAGUAUAGGAAGGAGAACCUAUUUUACCCAUUCGCAUCAAGGGAAGAGUGGGAGGUCGCUGACUUCCUCCUGCGUUCUGCCCUUAGCAUGGCAGCAAUUGACAACUUUUUGCAGCUCGCUAUGAUAAAGCGAUUAAAACUGUCAUUUGGCAACGCUAAAGAUUUGCGAAGUCGGGCUGAAAUGCUGCCAAAGGGACCGAGCUGGAAAUGCCAAAUCAUUCCUUCACUUCAUCGCACAAAAAGCCCGAUUCGACUAUUUUGGAGGGAUCCGGUUGAGUGUUUGGAGAGUCUCUUCAGUAACCCCCUCUUUCAUGACCGGCUCGACUUUAUCCCUCGUCGUGUUUACAAGACUGCAGCGCGGCUCCUGCGUGUAUAUUCAGAAUGGUUGACGGGCGACGCUGCUUGGAGUAUUCAGGAUCAACUGCCCCGAGGCGCGACAGUCCUUGGCACCGUGCUUUCGUCUGAUAAAACCAAUAUCACAACGAUGACAGGUGCCAGGGUCGCACACCCGCUUCUGCUAGGCCUUGCUAAUAUUCGCAUGCGCACUCGUACGAAGCUCUCGUCCAAGGCGUUCAUGCUCACGGCUCUCCUCCCUAUCCCGCAGUACUUACACCCCACUCAACGAAUGCGGGGUAUGCUCGAGGAUCGUCUCAUCCACGAAUGUCUUGCAAUCAUUUUACAGCCCCUGAUGAAAGCCGCCGAACUUGGAAUCAUGAUGUCCGACCCAGUGGGAAACAUCCGCCACUGCUUUACCCCCCUUGCGGCAUACAUCGUCGAUACUCCCGAGGCGUGCAUGCUUGCAUGCGUGCGCGGCAAAACUUCUCCAUUUACACUGGCAUCUUAUCUCCAGUUCGGGGACAAUUUUCGUCACCCUGCACGUACACGUGCCAUCAUGCUCGAGCAGCUCGCCAGCAUCAAUGUUGACCCCAACGACCUGGAAGGAUAUUUUGCCGCAUGCGCGGAAUUCCGGCUAAAUGGUGUCUUUGCACCUUUCUGGAAGGGAUGGCGGUUUAGCGAUCCUGCGAUCUUCCUUACACCUGAAGCUCUGCAUCACUGGCACAAACAGUUCUAUGACCACGACGUGCAAUGGUGUCUUGCAGUUCUUGGAGUGCAGGAAUUCGAUUUCCGAAUCUCAAUACUGCAACCCGUCACUGGCUAUCGCCACUUCCCCAAUGGAAUCUCCAAACUGAAGCAGGUCACAGGCAGAGUCCACCGCGAUAUACAGCGCUAUAUUGUUGGAUUGAUCGCUGGUGCAGCCCCUCGUCGAUUUGUGGUCGCAAUUCGCGCUUUAAUGGAUGUCCGAUACUUAGCGCAGUCUCCCGCACCUGAUGACAACUUACUGGCGGCUAUUGACAGAUCACUUGCAAUCUUUCACGACAACAAAGAUGUCAUCAUGACACUAGGCGCUCGGAUGGGUGCGAAGAGAGUCAUCGAUAAUUGGCACAUACCCAAGCUAGAGCUCAUGCAGAGCAUCACCACUAGCUCGCGCCAAGUCGGUGCCCUCAUCCAGUGGUCCGCAGACGCAACUGAACAUGCGCACGUCUCUGAAAUCAAGGACCCAGCACGGCGUACUAACAACAACGACUACGAUCCCCAGAUCUGUCGUCACUUAGAUCGAGCAGAGAAACUGCAUCGUUUUGCAAUUGCUACAACUCUCAAGAGUCUUCCCACAGAUCCCGAUCUCCGUGAGGAUGAAGAGGACAGGGACGAGGACGAGGAAGGGGAAGGGAAUGAGGAAGAAAAUGACGAACUGAUGGAUCCACGAACUGCACUCUUAGAAGAACUAAAUCACACGCGCACCACUUCCAACUACUUCAACAAACUGAGAACGUUGGGGACUGCAAGGCGCGAUGAAAUUCCUCAGGCUCAUCCUCCUCGUACGUUCCUUGCUGGCAGUACCGCCGUUCAUCUUAACUGUUACCCCACCCGCACUGGCUUGAAAAUUGACGAGGUCGCCGAUCAAUUUAACAUCCCAGAUCUGCGGCAUGCUCUCUCGGACUUCCUUCAACGUGAUGCGAGGAACAGAGAUGUAGUUUUUGGGGUGGGGGUGCCAAGAAGAUCGCUGAUCGACCGGCCCUUGAAUAUACCUUUCGAGCGCCUUCAAAUAUGGCAUACUGUUCGCUUGCAGCAAGUCUGUCUCCAUGAUCCCAGUAUCGUUUUACCCGCACAAACUUUGCAUGCCUCUCCUGCACACGCUGGGUGGCCAAAAGGCCGACAGGAUGUUGCCAUUCUCAAUGUCAAUAGCGCGUAUGAUUGGCCCAAGUCAGGGUUAACGGGUCACACUGUCUGUGAACUGCAGCUCAUCAUGCGUCCAAUGCCACGACGAGGCUCACGUAUUACAUGGCAUGAUCGAUAUCUUUGUUAUGUGCGGAGCUUUAAGGUUGGCGCGGUUGAUCCUGUCACCGAGAUGCACACAUUGACACGCACAAAACAUGCCAACGGUACUCUAGUGGGAGAUAUAGUUCCCCUGACACAACUUCGAGCGUUCAUCAAUAUCAUCCCGAGACUAGGUGCUGCAGCAGAUCCUCGGUUGACCAAGUCUACUUCCACGCACUAUCAUUCCUCGUUUUACUUGAACAAGUACUUUGACAAGCAAAUUUAUGAUACCUUGUACUAUGCAUCGCAAGGAUAG
This is a messenger RNA of Suillus clintonianus, 3009 nucleotides long. RefSeq lists its product as uncharacterized. Bases 1 to 3009 code for a protein of 1002 amino acids. NCBI's taxonomy places the organism in Eukaryota, Fungi, Basidiomycota, Agaricomycetes, Boletales, Suillaceae. The record is from RefSeq and is a predicted model, not a curated record. The transcript has 4 exons.